Tribolium madens (black flour beetle) is the source of this 923-nucleotide messenger RNA. RefSeq names its product larval cuticle protein A2B-like. Bases 313 to 864 code for a protein of 183 amino acids. Gene Ontology annotation, molecular function: structural constituent of chitin-based larval cuticle. The transcript has 2 exons. Gene Ontology annotation, cellular component: chitin-based extracellular matrix. The record is from RefSeq and is a predicted model, not a curated record. NCBI's taxonomy places the organism in Eukaryota, Metazoa, Arthropoda, Insecta, Coleoptera, Tenebrionidae.
UUAGUGGGUGUGGCUAAAUUACGACCAGUUGUACCAACCACAAUUACAAUAAAGCGUGACAUCACUUCUGUUUCAUCUUGAAGGAUAAUCCAGCCUUGACUUUUCUUCUUUUUAAUAAAUUCAAGAAUCGAUGCGCAAAAUAAUAAGAAAUCACAAACACGUUUUUUGUGUGUUGUUCUUCAGUCACGAGAUUGUGUGACGCAAUUGUGUCGACUUUCACUCAAAACGCAAAUACGAAUUUUAGUCAUUUAGCCACACCGACAAGAAGUGCAUCGACUGCAAACACCGGUGUUUGAAAAAAAUCAGCAUACAAUGAAAACGUUUUUGGCGCUGUUGACCUUGACGUCGGGCGUCUUAUCCGACGUCGCCCACUUGGUCCACCUCCAGCAAACCGAGCCCUCGACGCCGCCGCCGCCCCCAAAGCCUUAUGCUUUCGGUUACGCUGCCGGUCGUUUCCCUGGCCACAUCGAUCGGACGCAUUCGGAGGUUUCCGACGGCUCGGGGGUGGUCCAAGGCUCGUAUUCGUAUGUGGAUCCCCGGUUUAAAAUCCGCACUGUUGAGUACAUCGCCGAUAAAAACGGCUUCCACCCCGUUUUGAAUUACGCGCCGGAGCCGCUCCCGUCCGACACACCGGUGGUGGCGGCGGCCAAGCACCGCCAUCUCGUGCAGUUUGCCAACAUUGCGAAUGCGAGACAAGCCGCCCCCGGGGCGGUGGUCGUGCCCGUGGAUUCGGUGGCGGUGAGUCGCGCCAAGGAUAAGCAUUUCAAGCUGUAUCAGAAAAUCGCCGAGGAACAUGCCAGGUUGGCGGCGCUGCAGGAGGCGGAGGAGGCGAAGCAUGGCGGCACGGAAAAACCGAUUUAUUGAGAGUUUUAAUGAGAUUUUUUAUUACUUUAUAAAAUUGAUAAUAAAGCGAUUUGUAGCAA